Molecule: messenger RNA, 179 nt
Organism: Racocetra fulgida
Lineage: Eukaryota; Fungi; Glomeromycota; Glomeromycetes; Diversisporales; Gigasporaceae
Source: the annotation of a GenBank genome assembly
AUGAAGGCCGAUCUAAGAGAAGCCAAUCAGUUGUGGGACGGCACCGAAGUCUUAGGUGAGGGCGAAGAAAAAGCGGAUGAAACGAAUUUUGGAAUGGCUUUGAGAGAUCUUGAGGAAAAGUUCAACAGGAUUGAUCCACUCGCCCUUGGGGUGGAUUAUAUGAUUUGUUAUGCGGCGGU